This is a messenger RNA of Sorex fumeus (smoky shrew), 2461 nucleotides long. RefSeq names its product polymeric immunoglobulin receptor (gene PIGR). The coding region runs from base 173 to 2149 and encodes 658 amino acids. Lineage: Eukaryota; Metazoa; Chordata; Mammalia; Eulipotyphla; Soricidae. The record is from RefSeq and is a predicted model, not a curated record. The transcript has 10 exons.
UUCUGCACACAGUUUCAGUUUUGGUAGCAACGUCCCGUGCCUUGUUGACAACGUCCAGCAAGGCCGGGGUUGCCUUAACUGCAAGCUGUGUCCUGAAAACAGAAGAGACAGAAGUAACAAAAAGACAUUUUGCAAAUUGGUCUGAAGAGCAGUGUCCUGGGAGCUCCCAGAGAUGAUGCUCUUCUUCCUCUCUUGCCUGCUGGCUGUCUUUCCAGCGGUCUCCACGAAGAGUCCCAUAUUUGGGCCCCAGGAUAUAAGCAGGGAGGAAGGCGGUUCAGCUUCCAUCAAGUGUUUCUAUCCAGCUACCAAUGUCAACAAACAUACCAGAAAGUAUUGGUGCCGGCAGGGACCCACUGGCUCAUGUGUAACCCUCAUCUCCUCACCAACCUAUGUAUCAAAGGACUAUGAAGGCAGAGCCAAACUUACUGACUUCCCAGAGAGCAACUACUUUGUGGUGGAAAUUUCCGGUCUUACUAAGGAUGAAUCUGGGCUCUACAAAUGCGGUCUGGGCAAUAAUAACCGAGGCCUGUCCUUUGAUGUAAACCUGAAGGUCGAUAAAGCUGUUGUGCUCCCAGAUGACACUGAAGUCUACAAAGCAGACCUGAGUGAAAACCUGCAAAUUGACUGCCCUUUCUCAAGAACAAAUUUUUUUAAAAAGAAGUCAGUGUGCAAAAAAACAGACCAGGAUCAGGAAUGCAUCCCAGUCAUUGACAGUGAAAAUUAUAUAAACCCUGCUUAUGGCAAUAGAGUAGCCCUUCGUUAUCCUGGUGGUACUGGUGGAACACACUUCAUUUUUGUCAUCAACCAGCUUCAGCUCACAGAUACUGGAAUAUAUGUCUGCCAGGCUGGGGACUUACCUGAUGCUGAUAAGAAAAAUUUCUACUUACAAGUGCCAAAACCUAAGCCUGAACCUGAACUGGCUUAUGGAGAUCUGAGGGGCUCAGUGAUCAUUGAUUGUAAUUUGGACCCCUCGGUGGCAAAUGAUGCCAAAUUUCUGUGCAAGAAGAACAAUGAGAAAGGCUGUAAUGUGGUCGUUAACACCAUGGGGGUGACGGAUCAGGCCUUUCAGGGCAGGGUCCUGCUCACUCCAAAAGACAAAGGCUCUUUCAGUGUGACAAUCAACGGUCUGAGGAAGGAGGAUGCAGGGCACUACCUGUGUGGAGCCAGCUCUUAUGGUGAGCCUCAGGAAGGAAAAUCUACCCAAGCCUGGCAACUCUUCGUUAAUGAAGAGUCUACAGUGUCCCUUAGUUCCUCUGUGGUAAAAGGUGUGGAAGGAGGCUCUGUGGAUGUGCACUGCCCUUACAAUCCUAGAGAAAGAAAUAGCGUGAAGUCCUUGUGUCGCUGGGAAGAUGGUAACAAUUGCCAAGUGUUGGUGCAGAGUGACGGGCUGCCCCAGGAACAAAUCAAGACUUAUCAGGGAAGGCUUUCUCUGAAUGAAGAAUCAAGAAAUGGUAUCUACACAGUCAAAUUCAACCAACUGACCACUAAAGAUGCUGGAUUCUACUGGUGUCAGACCAACGGUGAUAGGCGUAGGAUGUCAGUGGUGGAACUCAAGGUUGUUGAAGCACCCAAAGAUAUUAGUCAAAUGAAUGCUGUUCCUGGGGAGAAGGCUGUGGAGUCCAAUGUCAGGGAGACUGAGAACAAAGCCAUCCCGGAUGCCGACCUUGUUAUGGAAGACAGAGCAUUGGAAGGAAUGAAAAAUCCAGUUGACGGUAGCAGUUCAUCCACAGAUACUGGCAGCUCUGCGGGACAAGGCGGAAGCACCACUGUUCUGGUCUCCACCCUGGUGCCCCUGGCCCUGGUGUUGGCAGUGGGGGCUGUGGCACUGGGAGUGGCCAGAGCCAGGCAUAGAAGAAAUGUUGACCGGAUUUCAAUUAGAAGCUAUAAAACAGACAUUAGCAUGUCAGACUUAGAGAACCCCAGGGAAUUUGGAGCCAAUGACAACCCGGGAGCUUCUCCAUUCAGUCAAGAGACACCUGUUGAUGGAAAUAAUGAGUUCGCCACUAUCACAGACGACACCAUGGAGACCAUGGAAUCCAAGGAGGCGAAAAGGUCAUCCAAGGAGGAAGCUGACAUGGCCUACACCAACUUCGUUCUUCAGUCAAACAAUAUUGCUGCCAAUGUCCAAGAUAGACCCAGUGAAGUCUAGACUGAGUGCCAGCUGCCCUCUUCCUUCAUUCAUCACAAUCUUCAGAAUCACAUUGAUCCUUCUGGUCCUCAGCCCUAGGGGGUCUCAUUCAUAUCCCAUUUAGGCUUUUCCUAUUUAGCCUAGUCUUUUCUAAGUUCCCUCCUAAGUGAAAUCCAAGCCUUUCCUGGGCUACUUGUUCCUGCUGGGAUGCUACUUUUUCCUGUUCUCACAUCAUCUAACAAUGAUAGAUGUUAUAUCUGAGAUCCUGAGAUCCUGAAAAGUAAAUAAAUUGUUCAAUGGCAUUAAGAGAAAUAUACUACUGUGAAAACUGGA